Molecule: messenger RNA, 321 nt
Organism: Thamnophis sirtalis
Lineage: Eukaryota; Metazoa; Chordata; Lepidosauria; Squamata; Natricidae
Source: RefSeq, a predicted model, not a curated record
GGAAGGGUAGUUCCCUCGGCAAGAUGGCGGCCCCGCCGGCCCAAGAACCGAUGGUGAGGCCGCCGCCGCCGCCGCCGCCUCCCCCGCCGCUUCCUCGGGAGUCGGACGAAAACGGCUGCGGACACAGCGCCCCCGAGGAGCCGGUUGAAGAAACGGCGGACUCGCCGUACCUGCGGGCCCGUCGUAAGCUGGAGAACCUCCUGAACAAGAGCCUGCGGAUUCGUAUGACGGACGGGCGGACCUUGGUGGGCUGUUUCUUAUGCACUGACCGGGACUGCAACGUCAUUUUGGGUUCGGCCCAAGAAUAUCUGAAACCCACCG